ACCUUAUUACCAUAUCAAUAUCUUCAUCAUGGUUGGCCGAACCUUGUCAAAAACAUCACUCACUAGUCACAGUACAGGAGCUUGUGUAGAACUUUUAGGUCUGGCCUCGCUAUCAGCUUCAGGGUACGGGUUUAAGCCCCAGACUGUAUACAUAUUCUUUGAUUUUUCACGGCACACGCACUGUAUAGCAGGGCGUGUCUGAGCUGUGGACUUGGAGUGCAGUUGUGAUUUGGAAUCUUGUGCACUGCAGUCACUUUCUUCAUCACCUAUCGAAAGUCAGCAUGGAAAGCAGCAGUGUCACAAGGACCUCUCACACAACAACUACAGUGGUGUCCCAACAACCUAUGGUGGGCGAGAGCCGGACAGUCAUAGUCCGCAACCAAGUUACCGAACAUGAUUGGUCCAGCGGAUUGUGUGAAUGUCACAGAGAUAUUAAAACAUGUCUGUUGUCCUUCUUUUGCAUGCCGUGUUUCGCCUGUUAUGUAGCCUCCCGGCAGAAUGAGUUUGCAUGCAUUCCGCUGUGCGUACCAGGUGGAGAGAUAGCUAUGCGUACAAAGCUUCGAACGCAAGAAAACAUCCGCGGAUCAAUCUGUGAUGACUGCCUGAAACUGAUUUUCUGCCCAUGUUGUGCGUUGGCCCAGAUGAGCAAGGAGCUUGAUCACAUCGAACAUAAGAUCUAAGCAGCCAUCGGCGAACCACAAAAUAACAACUUCGACAGCUGGGGCGCAUUCUUUAACAUCGCCCCGCGUAUCGUGCGUCCAAAGUUUACACGUAAAUUCGUGAUGCGCACGUCAUUGGUGGAUGCCAAGAGGUAGACAUCUGUUAACUGCCCCGUGCGAUAUAGCAGUUUCAAAGCCACAUUUCUUUGCACCGCGCUAGUAACAGUCUUGCCAUAAUCACUGAUACAAAGCAUGUGUAUACACAUGAUAUGCUCUCUCGUUUAGAAUCUUCUUACUUCGUUUUGCCUAUUGCUUGCUAACAUGUAAUAUGAUAUUAGGAUGUGACUGCAGUUUUAGGCUAGCCCUUCUUGACAUAUAUUUAAAAUUUGUUUAUGAAUACAUAUGCCUUUACAUUGCACCUGUUGACAUGACCAGCUCAAGCCGCAGUGUUUUACAAAACAAGCGUAUGCUGCGGAAAAUACAGUGCAUAUAAUGGGCGGAAUGGUUUGAGAGGUUGGGUGGAUUGAUAAUUCACCUGAUUGUAACACCAAUUUACGGUACGAUACCUUCGGGGCCACUCAAAAUUUUCCAUGUUUUAUGAAUUUCGAUUUAAAAAAAAAAAUAGUGGGUGGGUGCAUCAAAAUAAGUUAUUGAAAAUCGAAAUUCACUCUUCAUUUUAAAGAGGAAAGAAACCUUUUAUUUUCUUUUGGACGUGCGUGAACUAUGCGCGCCGCGCCAGCGUUCCGUAUACACGUACGUAUGCAAUCUUUUUCAAUUUCGUUCCGAGUUAUGGAUAGAAUGACCUGUGCACAUGUAUCUUACGGUGUGAAAUUCCUUGGGUGACGGUCGUACACCUAUUUCAUCAGGCUUGUUGGCUGCAUCCGAAUCUGUUGACUAGAACUAGGUCUCCACUCCAUCUGAAAUAGGCCUACAUUUUUGGUUCUGAGGUUGCAAUAUUUUUCAUGUUUUAAUCAUUGUGUUUUUUUGUGGAGAAGCGCAGACAGUGGCCUUUGCCGUAGCUGAAGGUGCGUAGAAUCAAAUAUAAAACGGCCGUUAUAAGUGAUACUUUGCAAACUCUGCAGGCUUUCACGCCAUCUUGAAGCAAUUUGCAAUUUGUGACGGAAGCACACGAGAAGCCUGCACGGCAAACCGGUUCCUACUGCUGGAAUAGCGAGAAUGACAUGGAAUGGCCGGGAGCCAGUGACCCCCAAGAUAACAUGACACAUUCCGAACUCAUACAGCCGUAAAACAUGAAACGAUCAAAAACUUAAGAAGUAUUUUCGCGAGUUAAUUAACAAAAUCAUGUUGCUGUCCAUGCAUAGGAAGUUUUAUAUCGAAAAAAAAUCGAAAUUUAAAAACAUUGAACAUUUUGAAUAGCCCCUUACGAUGCGUAAUUAAAUAUUAAAGCAUAUGUAGGUAGUACGGACUACAUAUUUUUGGCUCGUUUUGUAGAUAAAGAUGUAAAAGAUACAUUUUCCUGCUUAUUUUGUGCUUACAAAUUUGAUGAUCCUUUGUUAACUUAUGCAUUUAAGAAUCAUGCAUUUGCCUACACAGACAAUGUUUAUUAGGAAUGCUGGUAAUGCUAGAGGUUUGCUGAAGAAAGGGUAAUAUUUUCUUUGUACAUGUAACACUGUUCUUUCUUUUUAGUAAAGCGUUCCACAGACAAGUUUCAGUUCACAGCGGCAUGCAAAUAAGUCUUACAGUAAUACUGAGAAGACUGCCUUAUUUGAGUCUCGUACCUCCACUUUCGUGAAAGAUACCAACAACUUGUUAUCAAACACUUUACUAUUCUGUGACAUGUAUUUGAAAAUGUGUAGGGCCUAGUGGUUAUGUCAAAGACUAAAAAAUGUCAAACGUCGGGAAAACUUGCUUCAUUCGGUUUUUGAUUUUUUCUGCACUAUGAUUUGCAGCCUGUUCCGCCUCAGUUUACCUAAACGGAGGCGGAAUUAUAUUUGUACAUCAUAUUUUCCUUUUUCAGGGGGCCUGGCGCGUAAGAAUUUUUAGAAUCAGGGCUUCAAUGGAAGUUCCUGUUUGUAGUGCAGAUUCUUCUAUUAAAUCGUUUGACGGCAUAUUUAUUUCUUUUCGGCAGUGUAUGCAUCAUAAUUAGUGCAGAAAGUUCUUGAGCUUUGUGUUUGCCUUCAAAAAUACGGUGUUCCCAGCUCACCAAGACCAACUAAAGGGGACAGCCACGUUAUGUAAAGCGCCCUCAAUUAUAGUGCGACGUACUCACCAGGCACUGAGGAUAGAAUAAUUCAUAACACGUAAUGAACAGUUUACUAAUUAAAGAUGAAGGGGAUUUAUUCACGUUAGGCCUAUUGUUUGAAAUAAAAUGACUGAUGAGUCUGUCUGCCUAGAUCCCUGACUCAAAUGCUCAGACACCAACUGGCAUGAUGUGGAACAAGUGAACUUAUUAGCAUCGUUUGUUGCUCUGCACGGACAAUUUUGUACACCCAUAGGUAUUUUCCAAUUGAGCGUUACAUGCAUUAUAUCUCACUAUAUAUCGAGCCAUCCAGAGUUGUUGGAAUCUGUGCGAAAUCAUAAGUCUAUACAUGUAAUCGUAUACCUUUAUUUAACAAAGCACACUUUUAAAGCUAUACCGAUACGCAUAAUAAUAGAAAAAGGAAGCCGACGUUUUACCAUACGGUUUCGAACAUUAGGACAAGCUGUAAAAGACAGUGUCUGCAUUAGGUCUCUGAGGUUUUGGUUUACCUGAUUCAUUUUAAGAAUAAAAUGCUUUCAGCUUUUUAGUGAGAGGUAA
This is a messenger RNA of Acanthaster planci (crown-of-thorns starfish), 3417 nucleotides long. RefSeq names its product placenta-specific gene 8 protein-like. Lineage: Eukaryota; Metazoa; Echinodermata; Asteroidea; Valvatida; Acanthasteridae. The record is from RefSeq and is a predicted model, not a curated record.